UCUCGUGGUGGAAGCGGUUGGGCUAACAUUAUUUCGAAAAAAACCUAGUAAUAAUUUUCACUAAAACUCGACCUAUUGAAUUAAUGCAAAAAUUAUUUCAUUUUGUUAACUUUUCAAAAACAUGUUUAUUUUCCCAACAAACUGCCUACAAAGUGUCGACAUAAUUAGUCAAAUUAUAUAAAUAUUAGUAUGUAUGUGGAAUUUUGAAGCGGAUAAAUUAAAUCUGCCUCCAUUCGUUUAUUUUACAAUCUAAUUCUGGUUUGGUGAAAACUCCCGGCACAGCAUCAACGUUUUUUACUCGAAAAUAAUCGACUUAACAGUGUGUGAAAUUAGUGGGAACAAGUCCAAGAAAUAAAAUAUAUUUCUCUAAAUUUUGAUUUACAAGCUUAGCAAUAAAUCGCGAUUUUACGAUGUCGUUGCGACUUGAAAGGUCCGGAAAACCCAUUGAAGAAUUGACAGUCCGAUGGAACGGUGACGUCUCUCUGGAUAUGACAGACGAGAUGGGCAGUAUUUCCAGUGAAGAUGAGACGGGGUCGGAAUACGAUGGUGAACAAAGGAGUAGAGGAAAAUCGGUGCUAGAAAUAUGGGAUGAUGACUAUAUUUGGGCUAGAUUACAAAUGUUGUCUGAUAGUGAGGACAUAAUUGAGAUGAUUGAACAAGACAAUACGGAAACGAUUUUUACGAAAAAUCCAAAGAGUCUGCUACUUAUAGCUACGUGGUUGCAGAAAGAGAAAAUACUUCAGGAGCUUUUGGAGAAGGGAGUUUCUUUACACGCUGUAGAUGGAGAGGGACGAUCAGCGCUCCAUCUAGCUGCUUGCACCGGCAAUAUCGACUGCAUCAAACUCCUUCUCCAACACGGCGCCGAAAUCAGCGCCCGCGACGCCCUCAACCGCGCAACCCCUCUGCACUGUGCCGCAAGCAAAGGCCACUUAUCCGCCGUCAGAUUCCUUAUUCGCCACGGUGCCGAUGUCAACGCUGGCCUCGACAACAAAAGUCCUCUUCAUUAUGCCGUCCAGAGCCUAGCGAUCGACUGCGUUAAGGAACUUCUUGAUAACAAAGCCAUCCCUAAUACUUCCCAAGUAUACAGUGAAACUCCUCUCCACGUCGCCGCAACUCUUGGCGCCCCUGAAAUCGUUAAACUACUCCUCGACCAUGGCGCUGCCGUCAACGUCCAAUGCGGCACCGACAAACUCACUCCUCUUCACUUGGCCGCGGAGGACAGCGAUGCUGAAUGCGCCCGGCUCCUCAUUGAUGCUGGUGCCCAACUCACCAGCGAGAAUCACAAGAAACAAACUCCUCUCCAUUUGGCGGCCUUGUCUCAAUGCUCGGAAACACUGGAAUUGCUCCUAGCAAGAGGGUCGAACCCCAACGCGAGGGAUAUUGAUGGCAGGACUCCCCUGCAUGGGGCUAUCGUCAAGGUUUCACGGUCGUGUGAAUGUGUCAGACUUUUACUCAAAGCAGGAGCUGAUGUCAAUCGACAGGAUUCCUUCGGGUACACUCCUCUACAUCUUGCAGCCCUUAAUGAAUUCUCUAAUUGUGUUAUGAUGUUACUAAAUCAUGGGGGCGAUGUGACAGUAAGAACGAACGGAGGAGUCUCCGUUUUAAGUUUCAUUACAAGAAAAACACCCGAUGUUAUUCCGAGAUACCUUUCAAAAUUUGAUUCAGCGAUCAAAAUCAACGAUCAUGAAAUUGGAGACGUCGACUGUGAACUCAAACUUGAUUUCAGAAUUUUGGUACCAACUAUGGGACACCAAGAAACCGAACUUUUACUCAACUUUAUCGAAGUCGGACACAGAGAAGUUCUCAAGCAUCCACUUUGCGAAACUUUCCUUUUUCUCAAGUGGCGCCGAAUCAGAAAAUUCUUCCUUUUUAGUCUCUUCUAUCACAGUCUUUUCGUCUUGCUGUUCUCUAUAUACACCAUAGGAGUGUACAUACAAGACUGUCCUUCACUACGUGGUCUUCUACAUCGUUCGUGUCGAGUACCACAGUAUUACAACAUCAUUGGUUACAUUCUCCUCGUAUUCAAUUUUAUGUUUCUGGGAAAGGAACUUUUUCAAAUUUGUCACUCUUGGCGCACUUACAUCCAACAAUGGGAAAACUGGUUACAGUGGCUUAUCAUUAUCAGUGUUUUUUGUUGCGUCCAACCCACUUCAAAUGAGAAUAUGGAUAUCAGAUACCAAGUAGCACGGUGGCAACACCACGUGGCUGCAGGAGGGAUUUUUCUAGCUUGGGUCGAACUCAUGAUGAUAGUUGGACGAUUCCCAAUUUUUGGACUCUACAUACAAAUGUUCACCACAGUCGCUGUAAAUUUCAUCAAAUUUGUGAUUGCUUAUUUCUGCCUUCUCCUAGCUUUCGCCUUCAGUUUUGGCGUCCUUUUUGCCAAGUAUAAAUCCUUCAAAACUUUGAAAUGGAUAAUUAUUAAAGUUCUAGUAAUGAUGUCGGGAGAAUUGGAAUAUGAAGACAUAUUUUACGACGAGGAUGCCCCCAUUCAGUACGACUAUACCUCUCAAUUCAUGUUUCUUGCUUAUGUAAUCUUGGUUACAAUCAUUUUAGCCAAUUUAUUAGUCGGUUUGGCAGUCAGUGACAUCCAGGGUUUGCAACAAAGUGCAGGUCUUGAUAGACUGGUCAGACAAGCCGAGCUCGUGGCUCAUCUCGAGUCGAUGCUCUUCUCCCGCUUGUUGACAUGUAUUCCUCACAAACUAAUGCAUUUUUUUCAUAAACAAGCUCUUCUUUUAAAAUCACAAUAUCACUGGGCGCUUUACAUCAAACCGAACGAUCCGAGAGAAGAACGUAUAACUAAAGAUUUGAUAAAAAAUAUUUAUCAUUUGGUGGCAGAGAGAAAAGAAAAGCCAAGAAAAAAACGAAGAAGUAAUAAAAUUAAGUCCGAUUUUAUUUCGCCGCCAGUAUCGAGGAUGAAUUCGAUUUCUGAUUCAUAUGGAGGUGGUGAUAAACAAGCGGCUUUGAAGAGUGAAUUGGAAGGAAUACAAAAAGAGUUUGCCGAAUUUACUCAAACGUUCAAGGAAAAAAUGGAGUGUAUAACAAAUCAGAUGAUUAAAAAUACAAAGAGUUAAUUUGUGUUGUAAUAACUCAUUUUUUAUGUGAAUGUAAACUAUUUUCUAACUAAAUAAAAUAAUGUUA
This is a messenger RNA of Tribolium madens (black flour beetle), 3138 nucleotides long. RefSeq names its product transient receptor potential channel pyrexia (gene pyx). Bases 411 to 3071 code for a protein of 886 amino acids. The record is from RefSeq and is a predicted model, not a curated record. The transcript has 3 exons. Gene Ontology annotation, biological process: monoatomic ion transport; transmembrane transport. Lineage: Eukaryota; Metazoa; Arthropoda; Insecta; Coleoptera; Tenebrionidae. Gene Ontology annotation, molecular function: protein binding; monoatomic ion channel activity. Gene Ontology annotation, cellular component: membrane.